AUGAUUGUAUGUGACUCUGAUCUUCAAAUCAUGUGUGUCGAUGCCAGUAUCCCUGGUGCAGCCCAUGACUCCAGUGUGUGGCAGAGUAAUCCACUCAGCCAACACUUAAUUAGUUUAGCUGGUCCCGGUGGAGAUAGUUCAUUUUUAUUAGGUGACAGUGGAUACCCCUUGCGCAAAUGGAUGAUGACACCAAUUUUAAACACCACUGAGGGAACUCCACAGCAAUAUUAUUAUAAUUUGCAUGUAACUGCGCGCAAUACUGUUGAGCGUUGUAUUGGGGUGUUGAAAGCACGGUUCAGGUGUUUGCUUGCUGUUCGAGCACUUCAUUAUGCUCCGAAUACUGCAGGGCAAAUAGUGAACGCCUGCUGUGUUCUGCACAAUAUUGCGAACCGCGCCAAAAAUCCUGUCCUGCCUUUACUGCCUGAGGAAGUUGUAGCGGAGAAUUUGCGUCAAUAUCAGGUUCAAGAAGAUUUGAGAGCAGAGGCUGAGACCGUAGUAACGAUAGGUGGUCGGGUUAAUCGUGACCUGCUGGAAGGCCGGACCAUGCAGCAGGCACUUGUGAACAAAUUGUGGGCAGAAAGAUAA
Messenger RNA from Arctia plantaginis, 585 nucleotides. The record is from the annotation of a GenBank genome assembly. NCBI's taxonomy places the organism in Eukaryota, Metazoa, Arthropoda, Insecta, Lepidoptera, Erebidae.